UACCAUUACUUCCUACCAACGAAGAUAAAUCAAAAUAUCAAUCACUUUGUUUCAAAGCAGAGUUCAUAAUAAUACAAUAUUGCCUUUCUUUUUCUAUGCUCACAUCCAAUUCCAAAAUUCAAUCACUUUGUUUACAUGCUCCAAAUUGUACAAAUCGCUUCCGUGUUCACUUCAUCAAGUUCAACACCUUCUCUAUUCUCUACUUUCAAAUUCAAAUACAUAGUUUCUCUUGCCCCUCUAGAUAACCUUUCAUUUCCCUUCGAGUAAAAAUCAUAGCUUGUUCUGUGUUCUGGUACACCAAAAAGUCUUUGUAUAAUCGAGGCUUGUGGUAUUUUAAACACAACCUCUCCUCAAUAUACUAAAUCGUCUUUUAACCUAGGACAAAACUGUAAAGGAUUACACAAGACCAAAACAGACAAUACUACUGUGGUGUAACAAAGAUCAGAACAGAAUAAAACAAGAAAACUCUUAUGAUGGAGUCGUUCAGUUUUAACCUUCAAGCAGAGAAAACAAACGCAAUCCUAAAACAUCGAAAGCUUCAAAGGGUAACAACCUUGUUACGACUAGUUGAAGUGUGUGUCGUUUUAGUGUUGAUUUCAAGGCUUUCUUUGAAACUACCAGUUGCAGUAAGAAACUCAAGCGAGUAUUUAAGGGACUUAUCAGUCUUUAUCAAUAGCCAUUAUUUUGUUUUUCUCAUUGGAAACGUUAUAAUCAUCACGCUGUUCGCUCAGAGUUCUGGAAAGAACAUUCCGAGAGAAACAGAACAUGAUGAUUUUUAUGAAAAAUUAGUACAGAAAAGUGUAAAGUAUGAAGAAAAGGAGAGAAUAAUAAAAGAUGAUAGCAGAAAAGAAGGUGAUAGCAUAGAGAAAAAGAAAAUUGAUGAUGUGGAAGAGAAAAUGAAAACUAAAACAGGGGUGAAGAAAGGUUAUUGUUAUAGAAGGUGUGAGACUGAGAUUUUGAAGAAACGGCGCCGUGUGCUGCAAAGGUGUGAGAGUGAGAACAGCGGAAGGAAAAGCAUUGAACCUGCUCCUGUUUCUUCUGCUGAGGAUGAAAUGGUGAGGAUUUCGUAUCCGGAGGAUGAGAUGAGCAACGAGGAAUUUCGUCGUACUGUAGAGGCUUUUAUUGCCAAGAACAGAAGGUUUGAAGGGUAGAAUAAGAUUAAUUACUCAUAUUUGGUUUAGAAAACUAUACCAAUGUAAUUACAUGUGUCUUGAUCAAGUUGAUUAGUGAUUAAUGAUUUUAAGUUGUA
Messenger RNA from Trifolium pratense (red clover), 1249 nucleotides. RefSeq lists its product as uncharacterized. The transcript has a single exon. The coding region runs from base 471 to 1151 and encodes 226 amino acids. NCBI's taxonomy places the organism in Eukaryota, Viridiplantae, Streptophyta, Magnoliopsida, Fabales, Fabaceae. The record is from RefSeq and is a predicted model, not a curated record.